Juglans regia (Persian walnut) is the source of this 1478-nucleotide messenger RNA. RefSeq lists its product as uncharacterized. The coding region runs from base 111 to 1478 and encodes 455 amino acids. The transcript is spliced from 8 exons. Lineage: Eukaryota; Viridiplantae; Streptophyta; Magnoliopsida; Fagales; Juglandaceae. The record is from RefSeq and is a predicted model, not a curated record.
GAUGGGCACACAACAUCUGAUGAGUCUGGCGACCUGUAAAUAUAACCCAGGAACUUCGUUCAUUUAAGGUUACGUUCAAUAUCGGGAGGCUGGGUGAACUGGGAUGCACUAUGCAUUAUCAAGGUAAUCAGCCGGGACCCAGUUCAAGAGGUGGAGGAAGACUUCGAGGUCUUCGAGGUGGAAGGCGUUAUAUCCCAUACUCAGGUCGGCACAUCCGACCACGCGGUGCGAAAUUAUCUUCAUAUCAUAGCACGGAGGAGUGUAAUCAAUCCUCCUCGGAUGACUCAACACAGCCUCCAAGUCCCCCACCAUGCGUUGUGCCAACUCACGCGCCAGAACCUAUUCAAGAACCACAACCGAAUACUGCUGGGGAGCCUGCACCUACUGGAGAACAGUCUGCUGCAGAUGUCCCAAUGGAGACCGAAGGAACGCAAGAACAGAGGAGACGAACUCGUGGGCCAUCUAGAUGCAUUUUCUUUGACAAGCUAAGGAAGAACGGGAAAGUGCAGUUGAAGAUAAACGAUGGUGAGACAGCCCCAUGUUGUGAACACGCUGCUAUGUUCACAACACGAGUAUCAUGGAUUGUGAAACAAUAUUGUGACAUGAGUUACAAGCGUUGGUCGGAUGUCCCACCAGCGAUUAAAGAGGAGCUCAUUGACCGUGUUCGGAGUGACUUUGUGUUGGACUGGGAUCGCGAAAACCACCGAUUGACGGUGACAAAGGCCUUACGUAAGCGCUUCAACUCCUUCCACCACGACUUGCACAAGAUUUAUGAAUCCUAUGGAAGCCACGCAGAAGCGUUGGCUAAUGGAACUAGUCUGGUGGACCCCAUUGUAUGGGUGAAGUUGUGUGAAAAGUGGGGCAGCGAUGCCUUUAAGAAAAUUUCAGCUCAAAAUCGGGAGAACCGAAAGAAGCAGGCCAUUAAUCACACGUCAGGACGUAAAUCAUUCGUCCGAUUACUUGAGCAAAAGCGCAAUGAGAAUGGGAAUUUGGUCGACUUCUACAAAGAGACGCGUUGGUCGAAGAAAAAGAAUGCAUUUGUCACAGAUGCUACAGAAAAUACUUAUAAGGAGAUGCAAUGUAGGUUGGAUGGCCUAGGACCAGAGCAACGUAGUGAUGAGGCAGCAGCGACUGUCUUUAGGGAGGUUCUUGGCCAUCGACCUGGAUAUGCACGGGGACUUGGGGAAAUGGUCAUCCCCGAGUCAAGUAGACAACGUGACAAAGUUCAAAUGCAACAAUACAUGUCUGAGGCUGAAAAGCACAAGAAAGAUGCUGAACAAUAUAAGAAGGAUGCUGAGCAAUAUAAGAAGGAUGCUGAAGCUUACAAGAGUCAGCUGGAUGAAAUGAGGACAGAGAUGCGGGAGCUGAGGGAGCAUCAGCUACAAAAUGACAAAGUGAUGCAAUCUUUCUUUAGGGCUUUCCCGUCGUUCACUGAGUCAGUUCGACAGACUCAGUGCAACGAUUCCCCCGGCCCAUAA